GGCGGCGGAGACGCUGCUGUUGUUGCUGGGCUGGGGUCGCCGACCGCUGCGCUGCUCUCGCUCUCCGUUCCUUACGCUUCUGCUCGCAGCCCCCGAGGCGUGUGGGCGUGUGGCGGGGCAUGGCGGACUCGGGCUGCGAUGACGGCUCGGGCCAGGGGGAGGACACUUUCCUAUACUUCGCGUACGGCAGCAACCUGCUGACCGAGAGGAUCCACCUCCGAAAUCCCUCGGCCACGUUCUGCUGCGUGGCCCGCCUGCAGGAUUUUAAACUUGACUUUGGCAAUUUCCAAGGCAAAACGAGUCAAAGGUGGCAUGGAGGUAUAGCCACCAUUUUUCAAAGUCCUGGCGAUGAAGUGUGGGGAGUAGUAUGGAAAAUGAACAAAAGCAAUUUAAGUUCUCUGGAUGAGCAAGAAGGGGUAGAAAGUGGAAUCUAUGUGGUGAUAGAAGUUAAGGUGUCCACUCAAGAAGGGAAAGAGUUAACCUGUCGAAGUUACCUGAUGACAAACUAUGAGAGCGCACCCCCAUCUCCACAGUAUAAAAAGGUUGUUUGCAUGGGUGCCAAACAAAAUGGUUUGCCGCUGGAGUAUCAAGAGAAGUUAAAUGCAAUAGAAGCAAAUGACUACAAAGGCAAAGUCUCAGAAGAAAUAGAAGACAUGCUGCAGAAAGAGGGGACAAAGCCUCAGUAGAACGUACAGUACAUCAGGGACAGCUCUCCGUAUGCCACCAGAACAUGUCUUCGCAUUUGAGAGCAGAGAUUGGCCAUCUCCACGUUUAAUCUGUCCCCAGCAACCCCUUGAAGGGCUAUCUACCCUGGACAAUUCCUUCUUUUCAGAUUUUAAAGGAGAGUUAGACAGUCAGAGGCCCCGGAGGGCAUGACGCCCAGACAGGACGCUGUCUCCUUCCGAGGACGUGCACAGCUCAUCUUUUGCCUCGAUCUCAGGGUCUUCCCGUGUGUGGCCAAGGAUGGCUGACGAUGGUGCUGGUGACUCACUCUGCUCUGUUGUUCUGGUUUUAGUGGGUUUUUUUUGUUUUAUCAGCCUGAUAAGUAAGCAAGUUGCAGAGACAGUUGAUAGUAACAUUUUGAAAGUUGCAAAGAUGGUGUACUGUUCUCAGGAAUAAAUGCAUUGUGGUGUAGCCUGUUCUCCCUGUGAAA
This is a messenger RNA of Lepus europaeus (European hare), 1153 nucleotides long. RefSeq names its product gamma-glutamylcyclotransferase (gene GGCT). The transcript has 4 exons. The record is from RefSeq and is a predicted model, not a curated record. Lineage: Eukaryota; Metazoa; Chordata; Mammalia; Lagomorpha; Leporidae. Gene Ontology annotation, molecular function: gamma-glutamylcyclotransferase activity. The coding region runs from base 120 to 686 and encodes 188 amino acids.